Molecule: messenger RNA, 2060 nt
Organism: Gigantopelta aegis
Lineage: Eukaryota; Metazoa; Mollusca; Gastropoda; Neomphalida; Peltospiridae
Product: homeobox protein PKNOX2-like
Exons: 10
Coding region: 177-1688 (503 amino acids)
Biological process (GO): regulation of transcription by RNA polymerase II
Molecular function (GO): RNA polymerase II cis-regulatory region sequence-specific DNA binding; DNA-binding transcription factor activity, RNA polymerase II-specific
Source: RefSeq, a predicted model, not a curated record
GUGCGCGGUUUUUUUUUUUUUAGUCCAGUUUUAUGCGUCAUAAUGGACUCUUGUAGGUUUUUCAUUAAACUUACAAAAUGUAGGUUUUUGUUUCCCUUCAUAAUAUUAUGACCUAUUUAUAGAUAUGAUCAAGGAAGCAAUUAAGUUGCCUGUUGUGCAAUUGGUGGUGGCGGAAAAUGUCGGUCGUGUCACAGCCACCCACAUACCAAGAGGCGCACAUGCUAACACACGGCCAGCCGAUUACUUCGUGUUCCUCCUCUAAUGUAGAUGUUGCCAGUGUUGGUUCGACAGUGAUAACUGUAGCUACCGGAACGGUGGGUUCAGCUGACGCCGAGACUGAACAGACAGAAAACUUCAAACAAUCCAUUUACAGACACCCAUUGUUCCCGCUGAUGGCGCUGUUGUUUGAGAAGUGUGAACAAGCAUCGCUGUCUUCCGACUGCCCGUCUUCCGACAGUUUUGAUGUUGACAUUCAGGCGUUUGUUCGCCACCAGGAAUCCGAGCGGAAACCGUUCUUCAGUGAUGAUGCAGACCUGAAUGGUUUGAUGGUUAAUGCAAUACAGGUGUUACGAAUACACUUGCUGGAACUCGAGAAAGUGACAGAGUUGUGUAAAGACUUUUGUACGCGCUACAUUGCCUGUCUGAAGGGGAAACUCCACAGCGAGAACCUGUUGCGCAUCGACAACCAGUAUGAUUCGGACUCCGACACACCCACAACUCCCGGCCCCUCCCCCAUGCAGAUGUCACAGGUCAUGGGGUCAGGGGUCAACGGAAACGUAGUCCUACAGCAGACGCUGCCGCAGCCCACAGUUUCCAUGGCAACGAUUAACCAGGGACAGAUCGUGUCGGGCAACACGGUCUACCAGAUGGUUCAUACGCCGCAGGGCAUUGUGGCUCAGCCUAUCCAGAUUCAGACUGCACCUUUGGUCCAAGCGCAGGUUGCACAAAGUACAGUUAUACAUGGGAGCACCCCACUUUCCCAGAUAGGGAUGGUCGGUACCCCUAUUCCAAAUCAGAUUACACAAACAGUGACAUCUCAGCCUCCAACCUCCACUGCUAAUCUUUCCCAGAAUGCAAUGGCAUUUUUUGAAGAAGACGACUCGUCAGGGAAGAAGAAGAACAAGAGGGGCGUUCUACCUAAACAGGCUACUCAAGUGAUGAAGUCCUGGCUUUUCCAACAUAUUGUGCAUCCCUACCCAACGGAGGACGAGAAGAGACAAAUUGCGGGAAAAACUAAUUUAACUCUUCUUCAAGUCAAUAACUGGUUUAUUAACGCAAGAAGAAGAAUAUUACAGCCCAUGUUGGAUGCCAGCAAUCCAGACGUUACCAAAGUGAAGAAAACGAAACCUCAAACGAGACCACAGCAACGGUUUUGGCCCGAGAGUAUAGCAAACCUACAACCGCAGUUACCUCCCCCUGUGGAGAGACAAGACGGUUCAUUGGACGAGUCGGAGUUGUCGAACUCUUCUCAGAAGGAGGUGAUAGAUGCGUCUUCCAUUUCUCAGAAUCAACAGAUUCUGUUGCCUAUGAUGACGGCUGAUGGACAGAUCAUACAAGUGAACACAACGCUAGGCAAUCUGCAGUCGGGCUCCAUGCCAAUACUCGCCCAGGUUGCCACGACGAUGCCGCCAGUCUCUCACAAGACAGAAAUGGAAGAAGUGAUAUCCAGUGCCUCCGAUGAAGGAUGAACUGUAGUGAUGACUGCAUAUGUGUUUUUUCUUCACAAUCCGAUGCCCUGCCAUCGACCAGCGGACAUGGGUGAUAGUAUAUAGCACUCUAUAGUGCCGUCCUGCUUCAGUAUGCCCUAAACAUUUGGUGUACUGGAAGGAAGCUCCAUUACCAUAUGUUACCAGAGAAAUAUGUGGGAUGUCAAGGCUGUAUGAAGAGGAUAAGUGUGUGUGUUUGUGUGAGUUUGGGGGAACCCAUGAUAUCCUCCCCACCCUCUAUUAAAGGGACUGUCCUGAGUCUGCAGUCAUUGUAAGCUGUUUGCGAUAACAGAGCCUUGUUUGUGACUACUAUUUCAUACUAAAUACAUUUUUUUUUUUUUUUUUUUUAGAAUA